AUGGCUAUGUAUUCUUUCACAGGGGUAGGGUUCGGUAAUCCACCUCAUUGGUCUAAGGAUGAUCCUCGGCCACCAGAGGCGCUGCACUUAGGCUCUCACUAUGUGCGAUCACGAGAGUUUGUUCUCAAUUCUGACCAGAAUGGGUGGCAUCAUGUUGCACCCAAUGCUGAGGCUAACACUUUCAGUGCUCACAAUUUGUGUCUGACUAGAGGUCCGCAUGGAUGGGUUUCAUAUUUCAUUGAUGAUGAUCUGCGCGGAGCUGAGGCCACUCAAGAAAUGGUGACUCAGUAUGCAAGUCCAAGUGCUAUACUGAAGAUUCGUCUUUAUCGUAUGACAAGAGGGAAUAUUAAUGGAAGAGCCAUUCUCAGAGAAAUUGUGUUUGUGGUUAACAAUUCGGGCGUCCCACAAGUAAAAGAAAAACAGAGCCAAAGACAGAUGUGGAGUGGGAAUGAGCAGAAGACAGUUAUAGGACGUGGUUAG
Striga asiatica is the source of this 480-nucleotide messenger RNA. The record is from the annotation of a GenBank genome assembly. Lineage: Eukaryota; Viridiplantae; Streptophyta; Magnoliopsida; Lamiales; Orobanchaceae.